CCCGCCCCGUGGGGGCUGCCGGGGGCGGCCGGCGCCAGAGGGAAUUCCGGGUCUUCCCCGGGGAGGGCUGGGCUGGGGCUGCGGGCGCCGGCUAUAAAGCGGCGGCGCGGAGCGGAGCGGCAGCAGCAGCCGGCAGCCCCAGCCCGGCGCGGAGAAGCAAACCUGAGGUCCAGUCCCAAGCCACCGGAGACCUCUCUGAUGGCCACCACUUCAGCGACUGCAGCUGCUGCAACCCUCAGCGCUAUGCAAGCCCUGUGUACGCUGGAGGCAAGUCAUUUAUCCAUGUGGAUGUUUGGUCUCCUGCUUUCCCUGACUGUGCUUGGCUCCAGCUCCGUGCCCACCUACCCAUGGAGAGAUCCCAUGACUAGAGAAAGAAUCAUGUGCCAGCAGUGCCCGCCAGGGACCUUUGUGGCACAGCACUGUACCAAAGACAGACAGACUUUGUGUAAACCGUGCCCGGAACUGCACUACACGCAGUACUGGAACUACCUGGACGAGUGCCGCUACUGCAACGUCAUCUGUGGAGAGCAGGAGGUAGAAGUCCACCAGUGCAAUGCCACUCACAACCGCGUGUGCCAGUGCCAGGAAGGCUAUUACUCCAACUCUGAGUUCUGCAUCAGGCACUCCGAAUGCCCCCUGGGGCACGGCAUGGUGAAACCAGGCACUCCCUUUGUGAACACGAAGUGCGAGGAGUGCCCCCCAGGCUUUUUCUCGGACGUCAGCUCCAGUACCAAGCCGUGCCAAGCGCACCAGAACUGCCGGCAGCAGGGCAAGCUCACCAACGUCCCAGGAAAUCAGUUCCAUGACACUCGGUGCACUACCUGUGGCAUGGCCAAGGGCAAUGGCACCCAGGAGGCAGGUAAGGAGGACUGCAAACAAGCUGUGAUAGACUUUGUGGUUUACCAGAACAUCCCAAUGAGAAAGCUGAAGCGCCUUCAGCAACUCCUGGAGCAGCACUCCACAAGGAAGUAUUCCCAGGGGAAUAGGGCUGCCGUUCAGGAGAAGUUUCGGGCGUACCUCCUCCAGCUGAAAGAGGAUCACUUGGAGCUCACCAAAGAACUACUGAUUGCACUGCGGGCAGUGAAGCUGCAUGAGAUAGAAGAGGAGGUCAGGAAGCGCUUCAGCUUGGCUUCUGAGAUCUAACCAAACAACUUGGUUAUUUUUUAAAUUCUGGCUUCUUUAAUUUAUUAACCUAACUCAAGUUAUGCCUUGGAGAAGUUGAUUGGUGGGGUAUGACUCAGACACAUUCCCUCACUCUCACCUGUUGCACUGCAUUCUGGCAGCUGACCAUAGUCGUGGAUUGUAUGUGUGUAUGUGUGUGUAUGUGUGCAUCUCUGUGCACACUGUCUUUCUAACUUUGCUUCAGAUGAAGCCUAUUAUACAAUAAGUAAAUGGUUGUGUCUGCACUGGAAGGGGACUUCUUUGUCACAAGGUGGCUGAGAAGUCUAGGAGGAUCUUGUGCUCUCUAUUCUCUAGCCCAACUUCUCCAGUCAUGGGGUCAGUAUUGUUCUCUUUAUCAGGGCAGACACAAAGCACUUGAUAGCUGAUCACUGAGUGAUGGUCACUGCCAUCCUCUGUUUUAUUGUGUUGUAUUUUUUUAACCUUUCUGAUAUGUUCUCUGGGGACUCCUUUGCAUUUUUGUCUGUCAAAUUGCUUUUUAAAGGGGAGGGAGGAGUGGGGGGGCGGAUUUCUGCCAAGACAGAAAUCAGGUCUCAUGUUGCUGGCUACGGCCUAUUUUAAAUUGAUUUCCAAACUGUGUUGUUUUUAUGAUGUAUCAUGUUUGUUUUCUAUGAAGAAAUGUAAAGAUGGUAUGGAUUACAAUUAUGAAUUUGG
Messenger RNA from Alligator mississippiensis (American alligator), 1833 nucleotides. RefSeq names its product TNF receptor superfamily member 6b (gene TNFRSF6B). Gene Ontology annotation, molecular function: protein binding. The transcript has 5 exons. The coding region runs from base 199 to 1143 and encodes 314 amino acids. NCBI's taxonomy places the organism in Eukaryota, Metazoa, Chordata, Crocodylia, Alligatoridae. The record is from RefSeq and is a predicted model, not a curated record.